CAGGAGAUCAGGGGGCCCUUCCUGAUUAUUAGGGGUCUGGCCCCGGUCUUACAUUAAUGUCAAUGCCUGCUGUUAAUAAACUUCUUAUUACAUGUAUAUUGGUUUUCUGGACGUAUUUUGCCAUGGAACCCCAGGUCAGAACACGGGAACUGACUGACUGGUCACUCUGUCUACAUAAUGGCCGAAAUGAAAUAAAUAUAAUUUUGAUUUGAUUGAUUCUUAUUUAACAUUAUUGUUUCCAGGGUUAUAAAUGUGACCAUGGAUGGAAAAAAAUACAGCGUCUCGGUACCAGAGGCAUUUGUAGCCAGGUUGAACUCAACAGAUCAAGAAGUGAAAAGGGAUGCUCAGCAAGAGCUUGUUCUGCUUAUGAGAAAUGCUGAUGCAAUUUCUGAUACAAAUCAAAACAGUUUGGAUAACAGCAAGGAAAUCGAAGAAAGCAGUGAAACAGAUCCUCCAUUGGCCAAGUCAUGGCGAGAAGAUGAAGCUAGGGCCCUGCUUCUCCAUCGCAUUAGCAUGGAUGGAGAAUUUAGGUCCAUGAAAACACACAAAAGCUUGUGGAAGCAGAUUUCCACAAUGCUUAAAGAACAAAAUAUUACUGCGACUCCAGAUCAAUGUGACAACAAGUUUAAGGCUAUGAAAAAAGACUACAAGUCUGCCAAAGACCACAACAAUAAGAGUGGUAAUGGAACGAAGACUUGCCGUUUUUUUGAGGAGUUUGAUCAGCUGUACGGCUGUAGAGCAGGAACUACCCCAGAGGCUACAUUGUGUAGUCUUUCUGUCGAUGACACCUCUACAAGUACACCAGAGGAAAAAGACGAGGAAAAGGCCAGCAGCAUCCUCAACAAGUGUCUUGGAGCAAAUUGAAAAAAGGCAAGAGGAAAGAAUGAAAGUAUUAAAGUCGAUGCAUGACGAUAAAGUCAAACUUUUGGAGAGAUUUUUGAAAGUACUUGAAAAGCCAGAUUUAUCAUAGAUUGUUCAAUUGGACCCAAGUGAUGGUGGGUUAUUCAAAUCGCCUGUCGUCCGUGGUCCAUCCAUCCCUAAAAUGAUGUUAACAAAAUUCCAAGGUCAAGGUCAUUGGGUUCACAGGUCAAUUAAACAAGGCAUCAUGUUAAUAAAGUUAAAGAUCACUGGAUCACAAGGGUCAGGGUCAUUUUAGUUCAAAGGUCAAGAAAAAAGUGGAUUCCUUCAUUAUGACCUUAACUCGUAGUGGGAGAGGUAUUUUAAGUCAAUAAAUAGAACAAAUUAAAGCAAAAGAAACAUUAUAUCAUAUUAAAUGUAUCAUAUAUAUUAUAAUACAUAGUUUGCCUCUUGGCAAUAGGUUUUUGAAAGUUAAAAUGUCACAUCUUUUAAAAUCAAAUGACUGGUUCCAUUAUCAGUUUAUGGGGAUCAUUGAGUGGUGAUGUGCUUUCAAACAUCGGUAAGUCUUCUUGUAUUUUUGGAGUCACUUGUCCAUUUUCUUUAGCUUUCUGCAAGUUUUAAUUUUCAGUAAUUAAAUAAGCAUGUGUUUAAUGGUAGCAUUUAAAGAUUUUCACAGGUUAAAGGUGAAGAAUUAUUGAUGGAUGCUGAUGUAGUGAAAGAUCUAUUCUAUUUACUAUGUAUUUCACUGCCUGGGAUAGGGAUUGACCUCUGGCUCUCUACUAAAUGAGCUAAAGAGAAGUUAUCUAACUGAACAGUGUAUUGCAUAUUACAGCUUGUAAAUUUUACCAGGGCUACACUAAAUUAUCAUGGGCUUGAAGUGAAUAUUUGAUUUGAUUCAUCAUUGUAAGAUUUUAAAUUGAUAUAUCAUGACCUUCAUUAGCUUAAUUACAAUACCUCAUGCCUCGCACCAGCUCAAGUAUUAUUGUUUUUGAAAAACAUUCCAUCUUUAAGAUUUAUUGUUGGAUCUGUCCUUGUCGCAGAGGAGGACAAGAUUUGGUGGGCAAAACUACUAAAUGAACUUGUAGGCCAAGUUACAUUUGGCCACAGUAUCAUAGACACCAUCCCUGCAAAAAUGCUGUGUUGUGACAGAAGUGCAUAUAGUUGGCAGUGCCCUACUGGCAUAACUAAAGAUGUGCUUAGCACCUUCUUCCAGUAAGCACAGGUAUGGGUGUCUGCAGACAAUAUUGGAUGUGUCCUUUAUGACCAGAUUGCAAUCUACUUUAAUACAAAUUUUAAUUUCCAUGUAUAUGUGUUAAAUGGACAUUCUAGUCAUUUGAAAGCCAUUAUGAUAUUAUUUACAUAAAGUACAAGGUAUGUGAUUUGUUUUAUUUUAUGGUGAGUUUUGAUGUUUUUGUUCAAUUCACAAAAGUAUUUGUUGCAUUUACUACACUUUUUAUGUAGUUUUUUUUUUACAUUUUAUUUUAUUCCUGGUGUACCUACAUUUUUAUUUAUCUCAUUG
This is a messenger RNA of Pecten maximus, 2377 nucleotides long. RefSeq lists its product as uncharacterized. The record is from RefSeq and is a predicted model, not a curated record. Lineage: Eukaryota; Metazoa; Mollusca; Bivalvia; Pectinida; Pectinidae. The transcript is spliced from 4 exons. Bases 259 to 864 code for a protein of 201 amino acids.